AUGAUGCGUUUUAAACACUCUCUACGCACAAAACUUUGGAUGAUUUUCCUGGCGAUAACUAUCUCUGGAAUAAUCUUCUUCAUCAGUCAAUCACAACGGGAUCGAGCGAGCGAUUCCAUGGCUCUAUCAAAAGAAGAAUUCUAUCGAUUAGCAGAGGCACAGUCGUUUGCAUCAAAUGAAAGUGCCCAAAUUUCGUGGGAAAUACUGCUGGAAUGGCGAGUGUUUCGUGGUGAGCGAUCUUUGGCGCAACACAACCGAUCAUCGAGCUCGAGUUGGAGCGUUGACCUUUUAAUUUCCAGUCAAGGACCCAUUCGCACUCUGAGCACACAAAGUUUUGAGGGGAUGAUCGUUUUUGAGAUGCCAUUGAUCCUUCCAACUGACUACAUAUUUGAUUCUUUGAAUUCGAGUGGAUGGCGAGUAAACAAAUCAUCGCUUCCGAUGGGCUAUCUCACCGAUAUCGUCCAAGGGAUCUUCUGGACAGGAGCACUAGAGUUGGACAAGGAAGUAGUCGGCGAUGUGCUCGUGAUUGGACUCGGCGCCGGAGGAGUGAACAACUUUCUCUCGACUUCUUUUCCAAAUUUAAAUCUGACCAUGGUUGACAUCAAUCCAUCCACCAAAACGAUGGCCAUCGAGCAAUUUGAGGUGAUCGAAAACGGGAAGACUCGCAUAAUUAUCGAGGAUGGCGUCAAGUACAUUGAUGAGCAAGUGAAAGCAGGGAAAUCUCAAUUAUUCGAUGCAAUAAUUGUUGAUGCUUGUCACAACGACUUUCACCACCCAAUCAUUUGCCCGAUUGAUGAGUUCACGAGUGAUGGGAUACUUGGACAAAUCGAGAAGUUGUUGAAACAGAAUGGUGUGCUCAUCGUGAAUGUUCUAACAUUUGAUCUCAUUCAACAGCGAGAGACAUUUGAUCGGGUUUUAAAUUCUCAUGCAAAAGUGUUUGGAGAAAGGGCGUGCACAAUGAAAAUUGUGGAGGAUUGGGAAAAUCGGGUUCUCUUCUGUAGCCGAUCCUCUCGAUUAACAUUUGAAGCCUCUCCUUUGAAAGAAAUCACUUUUCAUCGAUGGAAAAUAAAUGAAUUGACUUGGUCAAUUGGAUCAUAUCCGAGCUCGUUAACCAAGGAACAAGUGAGAAAGUCCUUUGCCAAUGCAUUCGAUGCGUGGUCACAAAUCUCUUCUUUUGUUUUCACCGAGAUUACAAGAUCCGAUUAUGCUGACAUCAAGGCAGCUCUUGCCGUGAUGGCAGUCACUCAUUUCCCUCCAAGUGGCAUUUCCCUAUUCAAUGCGAAGACGAAAUGGGUUGAUACGGAUCCAAUAGGUGAUAUUGAGAUGGAUCUCCGUCGAGAGGCUCUUCAUCAAAUUGGUCAUGCGCUUGGAUUAAAACAUUCAAAAGAUCUCUCCUCAAUCAUGCAUUUUUCGCAAUAUCGGCAUACUGAACAUGAAGUCAAGAUUGAGGAGAUUGACGUGGAGGCUCUUCAGAAACUUUAUGGU
Molecule: messenger RNA, 1485 nt
Organism: Mesorhabditis belari
Lineage: Eukaryota; Metazoa; Nematoda; Chromadorea; Rhabditida; Rhabditidae
Source: the annotation of a GenBank genome assembly